Molecule: messenger RNA, 457 nt
Organism: Rhopalosiphum maidis (corn leaf aphid)
Lineage: Eukaryota; Metazoa; Arthropoda; Insecta; Hemiptera; Aphididae
Product: protein transport protein Sec61 subunit gamma-like
Exons: 4
Coding region: 134-340 (68 amino acids)
Biological process (GO): protein targeting; post-translational protein targeting to membrane, translocation
Cellular component (GO): membrane; Ssh1 translocon complex
Molecular function (GO): transmembrane protein transporter activity
Source: RefSeq, a predicted model, not a curated record
GUGAAACAAUCAACGUAGCACAUAUUACAUUGUGAACUCUUCGUGAAACGACCCCAUUUAUUCACAUUUCACUUCUCGAAUUCUCUUCUGUGCUGUCACUCGUCGUUAUCACAAAGUACACGCAGAAGAAAAUAUGGAUCAAGUUAAAAAAGUGUUGGAACCCGGACGUCAAUUUUCCAAAGACUCGGUUAGACUGAUAAAAAGAUGUAUUAAACCUAACCGAAAAGAGUUUCAAAAAAUAACAAUUGCUACGGCCAUUGGUUUUUGUACUAUGGGUUUCAUCGGUUUCUUUGUUAAACUUAUUCACAUACCCAUCAACAAUAUCAUUGUAGGAUCAUGAAGUAUUGACAACUCAACUUCUCUACUUCCUGAAAACCUUUUUUUGAGAAGAUAUACAUAAUUCACAAUUUUGUUUUUAUAUUGUGUAUUAAAUAUUUGUGAACAUCAUUUGUGUUUC